Molecule: messenger RNA, 1985 nt
Organism: Porites evermanni
Lineage: Eukaryota; Metazoa; Cnidaria; Anthozoa; Scleractinia; Poritidae
Source: the annotation of a GenBank genome assembly
AUGCCGUGUUUUAGUUUUCGGUUUGUUCAAGGAAAUGAAGUGUCGAAGACCGAUCCUGAUGGUGAAUAUUAUCGAGCAGUAAGUGAAACGUUAACCACGUGUGAUCAAAAUAUCUCUCACAGUUUGCCACACGUCAGUUGUUCAGUGGAUUUUUGUCAGACCGGCAUUCUCCUGUUGUUUCCCACUGGUUUAAGACGACAGUUUGUAAAAAAAAUUGUCAAAUUGGAGUGGACUUAACAUUGCUUUCUCUCGUGCUGAUAGUGUACGCGUAAGGUUUCCUACGAAUUUUUUAUCCUGCAGCGCCGGAGAGAUUAGGAAAAAACAGCUUCACAGGGGGUUUUGGUUCCCGGGAACGCGGGAAAUCUAGCGUUAUAUAUAUCAGGUAUUUUAAAACUUUGUUCAUAUUAUCAAUUAAAUCUUGAGAGUUUUCCGUUUUAGAGCGUCUUUAACUUCAUUACGGAAGUACACUGUUCAUUUUAUAAUCCUUUUGUGCAGGUUGAAAUUCAAAGACGACCGAGGAUUUCGACGCUGCUCGAGAGUUUAUCAAGAUACGAAGCUGUGGCUCUUACUCAAGAAGACGAUGAAGAAGGAGCAAAAACGACGACAGCCUCUCAGGUAAAAUGAAAACAAAAAGCCCAUAUUGCUUUGAACAAAUCGGAGUCUAGUGAGCGAUUUGUCGUUUUUGUACAUUUCGGUCUUAUGCAAAUUUUCUUUGAAAAUGGCGUAAAUAAUAGAUAAGGUUAAAAGUUCACCAUGCGGAGUAGUAUUAAGCCUAUAAAGUAAAUAAGCUUUCAUAAAAGUAAAUAAACAUCCCUUCAUAAUAUAAAUGAAGUCUGAGGGUCGCAGCGAGAGUGUUCUUAAAAUAAAUUUAACAAUUUGUUCAUGCUUAGGGUGCGUAUAUCGAAUUAUGCAUGCGGGAAGUUUGGAGAGCACGAAAGAUGCGUAAGCGCCUGGAGGAACUCUAGAGCAACUCUAGUGCAUCCAUAACUCGAUAAACGUAGAGCUAAAACCAUGAGCAAUCUAGAAAGUAUUUUAUCAUUGCCGUCGAUUUUUGGGUAUACUAAUUAUAAGGAAAAGAGACGAAGAACGCAUCUGAACACGUCAUCAUGAACAAAUAAAUUCUUUAUCUACGCACGGGCAUGCGUAAAUAGAGAUUUUGCUCAUAGCGGCUCAAUAGGACUUAUAUAGGGCAAGCACGCACGCUAUGUUAUAAUAACAAUUAAUCAUUAAAAUAAGUGCAAGAAAUAUUUAGAGUUUAACCCCCCUAUUGGCAUCUGCCUAAAAUUUUGUGGCCCCUAAUGGGAGUGGCCGUCUCGUACAAGAGGUCUUACUAUAUGGUAUAUCGUGCUUGGAAAAGCACUUGACUUUGUAUUUUUGUGUCUAUAGAGAUCUUUUAUAAGAGGUCCCUGUGGAGGAGAGUGUACAUAUGUUCCUGGUCUGAGUUUCAAAACCUGUUGUUUUUUAUACUUUAUUUUAUUGAUAUUCGCUCUGAGCUUUGUCGCUGUUAAAAUUUCAACUGAUGUUUUUUGUGUUGCUUGUUGCCAUUUUAUCUGCCUUGUGUCGCUGUCGCAGCGGAAUGUCACUUGUCAGCAUUUUACCUUAAGCGAGGUGGUUGCAAAUGAAAGUUUCAAUGCUUAUAAAUCAGUUUAAGCGAUGAAUAAGUAAAUGUAUCAAAGGAACAUUUUGAUAACCUGAUUAUUAACCUACAGGUGUUAGAUAAUAUUAAACCAAACAAGAACUUAAAACACAGCAGAAGUUUUAUUCUCAGGCUACUAAGAUUAAAUUGUUAAUAAUUUUUGUGCUUUACUUUUUGACUAUAGCUAGCCAAAAUGGGUACGCUUAUGGGCGUGUACCUUCCUGCAAUCCAGAACAUCUUUGGUGUAAUUCUAUUGAUACGUUUAUCAUGGAUAAUUGAGGUAGCAGGAAUACUACAAGCUUUCUUAAUAGUCUUCAUCUGCUUUAAUCUGCUGUUGUUGUGUAAGUGA